Molecule: messenger RNA, 498 nt
Organism: Penaeus monodon (black tiger shrimp)
Lineage: Eukaryota; Metazoa; Arthropoda; Malacostraca; Decapoda; Penaeidae
Product: annexin A13-like
Exons: 4
Coding region: 1-426 (141 amino acids)
Cellular component (GO): cytoplasm
Molecular function (GO): calcium ion binding; calcium-dependent phospholipid binding
Source: RefSeq, a predicted model, not a curated record
AUGCACCCAGAUACAAGUGAGGGCCGGAAAGGAACAGACGAGGAGGAACUGCGCCGCAUCCUGGUAUCCUACUCCUACCAGCAGCUGAGGGAUGUCUUCUCUGAGUACCACAAGCUAGCUGGGAAGACGCUGGGGGAGGCUCUCGACGAUGAACUCUCCGGAGAUCUGAGAGACGCCAUGAAAGCUGCUUACAUGUGCAUACAGAACCAAGCGGUCUUCUUCGCACAGGAACUCCACGCGGCCAUGGCAGGCUUCAGGACGAGGAACAGAGCCUUAAUCCGGCUCGUGGUGACCCGGUGCGAGGUGGACAUGCAGGAGAUUAAGCUGCAGUACCAGAGUCUGUAUCAGAGGCCGCUGGAGAAGGACAUUAAGGGUGACACUUCCGGUGACUACAGGAAGAUCCUUAUGGCGCUUGUUGUAAACUAAACUGCUCAUUACCAGCAGGUGCGUCUUUGAGGAAUCAACGCACCACCGAUCUGUAGCAUAUUUCGUUGACUU